GGCUGCGCUCCGAGCUGCGGAGUCCGGGACUGGAGCUGCCCGGGCGGGUUCGCGCCCCGAAGGCUGAGAGCUGGCGCUGCUCGUGCCCUGUGUGCCAGACGGCGGAGCUCCGCGGCCGGACCCCGCGGCCCCGCUUUGCUGCCGACUGGAGUUUGGGGGAAGAAACUCUCCUGCGCCCCAGAGGAUUUCUUCCUCGGCGAAGGGACAGCGAAAGAUGAGGGUGGCAGGAAGAGAAGGGCGCUUUCUGUCUGCCGGGGUCGCAGCGCGAGAGGGCAGUGCCAUGUUCCUCUCCAUCCUAGUGGCGCUGUGCCUGUGGCUGCACCUGGCGCUGGGCGUGCGCGGCGCGCCCUGCGAGGCGGUGCGCAUCCCUAUGUGCCGGCACAUGCCCUGGAACAUCACGCGGAUGCCCAACCACCUGCACCACAGCACGCAGGAGAACGCCAUCCUGGCCAUCGAGCAGUACGAGGAGCUGGUGGACGUGAACUGCAGCGCCGUGCUGCGCUUCUUCCUCUGUGCCAUGUACGCGCCCAUUUGCACCCUGGAGUUCCUGCACGACCCUAUCAAGCCGUGCAAGUCGGUGUGCCAACGCGCGCGCGACGACUGCGAGCCCCUCAUGAAGAUGUACAACCACAGCUGGCCCGAAAGCCUGGCCUGCGACGAGCUGCCUGUCUAUGACCGUGGCGUGUGCAUCUCGCCUGAAGCCAUCGUCACGGACCUCCCGGAGGAUGUUAAGUGGAUAGACAUCACACCAGACAUGAUGGUACAGGAAAGGCCUCUUGAUGUUGACUGUAAACGCCUAAGCCCCGAUCGGUGCAAGUGUAAAAAGGUGAAGCCAACUUUGGCAACGUAUCUCAGCAAAAACUACAGCUAUGUUAUUCAUGCCAAAAUAAAAGCUGUGCAGAGGAGUGGCUGCAAUGAGGUCACAACGGUGGUGGAUGUAAAAGAGAUCUUCAAGUCCUCAUCACCCAUCCCUCGAACUCAAGUCCCGCUCAUUACAAAUUCUUCUUGCCAGUGUCCACACAUCCUGCCCCAUCAAGAUGUUCUCAUCAUGUGUUACGAGUGGCGCUCAAGGAUGAUGCUUCUUGAAAAUUGCUUAGUUGAAAAAUGGAGAGAUCAGCUUAGUAAAAGAUCCAUACAGUGGGAAGAGAGGCUGCAGGAACAGCGGAGAACAGUUCAGGACAAGAAGAAAACAGCCGGGCGCACCAGUCGUAGUAAUCCCCCCAAACCAAAGGGAAAGCCUCCUGCUCCCAAACCAGCCAGUCCCAAGAAGAACAUUAAAACUAGGAGUGCCCAGAAGAGAACAAACCCGAAAAGAGUGUGAGCUAACUAGUUUCCAAAGCGGAGACUUCCGACUUCCUUACAGGAUGAGGCUGGGCAUUGCCUGGGACAGCCUAUGUAAGGCCAUGUGCCCCUUGCCCUAACAACUCACUGCAGUGCUCUUCAUAGACACAUCUUGCAGCAUUUUUCUUAAGGCUAUGCUUCAGUUUUUCUUUGUAAGCCAUCACAAGCCAUAGUGGUAGGUUUGCCCUUUGGUACAGAAGGUGAGUUAAAGCUGGUGGAAAAGGCUUAUUGCAUUGCAUUCAGAGUAACCUGUGUGCAUACUCUAGAAGAGUAGGGAAAAUAAUGCUUGUUACAAUUCGACCUAAUAUGUGCAUUGUAAAAUAAAUGCCAUAUUUCAAACAAAACACGUAAUUUUUUUACAGUAUGUUUUAUUACCUUUUGAUAUCUGUUGUUGCAAUGUUAGUGAUGUUUUAAAAUGUGAUCGAAAAUAUAAUGCUUCUAAGAAGGAACAGUAGUGGAAUGAAUGUCUAAAAGAUCUUUAUGUGUUUAUGGUCUGCAGAAGGAUUUUUGUGAUGAAAGGGGAUUUUUUGAAAAAUCUAGAGAAGUAGCAUAUGGAAAACUAUAAUGUGUCUUUUUUACAAUGACUUCAGCUCUGUUUUUAGCUAGAAACUCUAAAAACAAAAAUAAUAAUAAAGAAAAAUAAAUAAAAAGGAGAGGCAGACAAUGUCUGGAUUCCUGUUUUUUGGUUACCUGAUUUCAUGAUCAUGAUGCUUCUUGUCAACACCCUCUUAAGCAGCACCAGAAACAGUGAGUUUGUCUGUACCAUUAGGAGUUAGGUACUAAUUAGUUGGCUAAUGCUCAAGUAUUUUAUACCCACAAGAGAGGUAUGUCACUCAUCUUACUUCCCAGGACAUCCACCCUGAGAAUAAUUUGACAAGCUUAAAAAUGGCCUUCAUGUGAGUGCCAAAUUUUGUUUUCUUCAUUUAAAUAUUUUCUUUGCCUAAAUACAUGUGAGAGGAGUUAAAUAUAAAUGUACAGAGAGGAAAGUUGAGGUUCCACCUCUGAAAUGAGAAUUACUUGACAGUUGGGAUACUUUAAUCAGAAAAAAAGAACUUAUCUUGCAGCAUUUUAUCAACAAAUUUCAUAAUUGUGGACAAUUGGAGGCAUUUAUUUUAAAAAACAAUUUUAUUGGCCUUUUGCUAACACAGUAAGCAUGUAUUCUCUAUAAGGCAUUCAAUAAAUGCACAACGCCCAAAGGAAAUAAAAUCCUAUCUAAUCCUACUCUCCACUACACAGAGGUAAUCACUAUUAGUAUUUUGGCAUAUUAUUCUCCAGGUGUUUCUUAUGCACUUAUAAAAUGAUUUGAACAAAUAAAACUAGGAACCUGCUAUACAUGUGUUUCAUAACCUGCCUCCUUUGCUUGGCCCUUUAUUGAGAUAAGUUUUCCUGUCAAGAAAGCAGAAACCAUCUCAUUUCUAACAGCUGUGUUAUAUUCCAUAGUAUGCAUUACUCAACAAACUGUUGUGCUAUUGGAUACUUAGGUGGUUUCUUCACUGACAAUACUGAAUAAACAUCUCAAUAGUCAAA
This is a messenger RNA of Homo sapiens (human), 2868 nucleotides long. RefSeq names its product secreted frizzled related protein 4 (gene SFRP4). The coding region runs from base 281 to 1321 and encodes 346 amino acids. Gene Ontology annotation, cellular component: extracellular region. The transcript is spliced from 6 exons. The record is from RefSeq and is marked reviewed. NCBI's taxonomy places the organism in Eukaryota, Metazoa, Chordata, Mammalia, Primates, Hominidae. Gene Ontology annotation, biological process: skeletal system development; negative regulation of canonical Wnt signaling pathway; positive regulation of apoptotic process.